Molecule: messenger RNA, 345 nt
Organism: Phialemonium atrogriseum
Lineage: Eukaryota; Fungi; Ascomycota; Sordariomycetes; Cephalothecales; Cephalothecaceae
Exons: 2
Coding region: 1-318 (105 amino acids)
Source: RefSeq, a predicted model, not a curated record
AUGUAUCGUGGGGAAGUGAUUUGCGCUGGUGCCUAUGUCAGCGGCGAGGAGACAUUGCUGAUCGAGUCGCUCGAGGGGGAAGCCUGGCAAGCCCAGGUUCAGGCCGCCUUUCCCAGCCGUAGCAGGCCUGUUCGGCUGCUUGUCAACUUGUUUCGGCUCCUCCUGGCCGGGCUGCACCGCCGCUUCGGCCACCUGCCCGGCACGGCAGAGGAGAUUGCGCGCAUCAGGGAUGACCUCGCCGAGCUGGGUCGCCUGCCCGACGGGUGGAGGGAUGGCGUGUCGCGUCGUUUAUGGAGGCGUUCCGUGGCGUCUGGCUGACCGCUCUUGCCGUGGCCGUCGUGGGGC